ACUUCAAGUGAAGAAAUGUGUGAUCCACAUGAAAACAACAGCGCUAAGAUUGUCCAUGAGUCAGUUCCACUGAAGGACACACAAGAACCAGGCGAGUUAUCAGGUGAACUUAAAAGCAUCAGUGAAAUCAAAGAAAAUUUAUUCAAUGCGACUCCAACUUGCAGUGAUGGUGGUGCUGAAAACUUAGAAGCUCAAUCUGAUCACCCAAGUACGCAUACAACAGAUCUGAACUUGUCCUCAACGUCUCUAGGUUUUUCUGUUCAUGAACCUGUCGAAAAUGAAGACAGAGGGAACAAUACGAUCGAUCCCCAGAAGGAAAGAACUAACCUCUCUCGUGCAUUGUCACAGAGUUCGGGAUAUUCCGGCUCUGUUGAGAGUGAGUGUCAUUUCCAUGGCGAAAAUCCAGCUCCUCAUGACGCAUUAGUAAUGCGACAAGCUUUUAUCCAAAGGACGUCCAGCGGAAGUUUAAGCAGUAGCCUCACAACUGAAGAAAUGAGACGCCUCUAUGACAAGGAACUUUACAUAUCUGGAUGUGAUAAGUGCAGGUUGCUAAGAGGAACGUGUCCUUCUAAAGAAUCAAUUGACUUCUGGGAUGACGUUGACAUGUCCGGAGGUGACGAUAAAAUCAAAUGCCAUAGUAAGUUCUGGAGUUAUUUUAUUGCAAAGCUAAAAGAAAAAUUCCCAGAAGAAAGCGGUUUAAACAGUAAACAGACAGUUAAUUUACUGAAGACGUUGUUGAACGUGCAAAAUACAGAUGAUGGAGAAAUUACACUCUCGAACUUUGUUAAAAUAGUUCGAUUCUUUGGUCCAUUUAAAAAAGAUGACAAAAACUGUGUUAUAAUCCAUCAUAUGAGCGAUAUAGUUAAAAGAUCCCUCGUAAAAUCAGCAAGAGACAAGAAGAAAAUAAGUUGGUUUGCUGGUGACAUGACUCGAGAGGAUGCAGAGAAAAUUCUGGAGAAACAGAAAAACAACACCUACCUUGUAAGAAUGAGCCAGAGUGGGUCAGAGGAUGGGAAUUUUGUGGUUUCUGUAAAGGAUGAAAAUGGAGUACAUCAUUUUGAAAUUGAAGGAAACCCUGAGGCCUCAAGUAAAAGCGCUUCUUUGAAUUGUAACCUGAAGUUUUUGGGUAAAACAUAUGAAACUUUACCAGGCGUGAUUGAAGACUUAAAAUACCAUGGUCUAAAAGAUGAAGGCGAUGAAGAAGAAGUUCAAUGCACCUUCAUAUGCCCUGACUUACCAUUUAACACGGUUAUAACACCUUAUAAACGUGCAUAGUUCAGCCUACAGCCCUAUAGAUAGCUUUCGUAUGUCGCAUUUUCCCUCCGCGUUAUUCCUCUUGAC
Molecule: messenger RNA, 1341 nt
Organism: Saccostrea echinata
Lineage: Eukaryota; Metazoa; Mollusca; Bivalvia; Ostreida; Ostreidae
Exons: 8
Coding region: 16-1275 (419 amino acids)
Biological process (GO): phosphatidylinositol phosphate biosynthetic process
Cellular component (GO): phosphatidylinositol 3-kinase complex
Molecular function (GO): 1-phosphatidylinositol-3-kinase regulator activity
Source: RefSeq, a predicted model, not a curated record